AUGGUCGCGGUCGAGAGUCUCUUAGUAGCCAUUGGGCUGGUGCCGGCCCUGACUUGCGCCGCGCCAACGAUUCGUGGGCGCCAAUCCGACAGUACAUGCAGGAAAACAAAAGUAGCCAUCAUAGGCGCAGGCGUUGCGGGCAUAACAGCAGCACAAGCACUUUCGAACCAGUCCAUCUCCGACUUCCUCAUCAUCGAGUACCAGGAUCACAUUGGAGGCCGCAUGCGCAACACGCAGUUUGGCUCUGAUCCCAGCGGCAACCCGUACACCGUCGAACUGGGCGCGAAUUGGAUAUCCGGUCUAGGCGAGAACACGCCAUAUGGCCCAGAAAAUCCCGUUUGGACCUUCUCCAAGCAAGUCAAUCUCACGAGCCCAAACUCCGAUGCCUUUUCCAUUGCCACGUACAACGAAACUGGCGCCGUCGUUUACACGCAUAUCCUCGAGGAGUUUGAAGAGUACUGGAGUGUUUUCGAGAAGAAUGCUGGCACCAUACUCUCCGAGAACCUGCAGGAUAGGUCGUUCCGUGCAGGGCUUUGGCAGAGCGGAUGGCGGCCAAAGGGCGAUCCUGCUCGCAAGGCAGUCGAAUACUAUCUGUGGGACUGGGAGGCUGCUCAAACGCCUGAGGAGUCUAGCUUCGUUUACGGAAUCACGGGGUACAAUUUGACGUACUAUGGAUUCUCCGAGGUCAGCAACUUUUGCACUGAUCAACGCGGCUUCAACACUUGGCUUAAACACCAAGCGUCCAAGUUCCUCACGCCAAACGAUCCCCGUCUCCUUCUCAACACGAUAGUGACAAACAUUACCUACUCAAACACCAGCGUUCACAUUACCACCUCCGAUGGCUCCUGCAUAGAAGCCGACUACGCCAUCUCGACUGUAUCUCUCGGUGUGCUACAAAACGAUGUUAUCACGUUCGAGCCCGAACUACCAGAAUGGAAGCAAUCCGCCAUUGCCAACUUUUCAUUUGGCACAUACACGAAGCUCUUUUUCCAGUUCAACGAGACCUUCUGGCCAGACGACAAGCAGUUCUUCCUGUAUGCAGACCCCACGACGCGCGGCUACUACACCGUGUGGCAGAGUCUCUCGACCGAAGGAUAUCUGCCCGGCUCCAACAUCAUCUUUGCCACGCUCGUCGACGAGCAAUCGUACCGCGUCGAGGCGCAAGACGACGAAGCAACAAAAGCAGAAGGCAUGGCUGUCCUGCAGAAAAUGUUCCCCAACAUCACCGUUCCAGAGCCCAUAGCGUUUACCUACCCGCGCUGGACCCAAACCCCAUGGUCCUACGGCUCUUACUCCAACUGGCCCGCUGGCACCACGCUUGAAAUGCAUCAGAAUCUGCGCGCCAACGUCGGGAAACUGUACUUUGCCGGCGAGGCCAUGAGCGCAGAGUACUUUGGUUUUCUGCACGGAGCGUGGUUCGAGGGACAGGAGGUAGGACAGCGGAUUGCAGGACAGCUGACGAGCGUGUGUGUCAACAGCGAGAGCGGAUGUGGAGCGUUGAAUCGCUACGAGGUGCUGCAUGGCACGACGGAAUUCUGGGAAGUCAAUGCCUUCAAUGGCAUGGGGACAAGUCCGUUCUUUGUCGCUGAUCCUGGGGCUGAGGAAGACGCGUGA
Molecule: messenger RNA, 1614 nt
Organism: Exserohilum turcica Et28A
Lineage: Eukaryota; Fungi; Ascomycota; Dothideomycetes; Pleosporales; Pleosporaceae
Exons: 5
Coding region: 1-1614 (537 amino acids)
Molecular function (GO): oxidoreductase activity
Source: RefSeq, a predicted model, not a curated record